GCUGGAAGGCGGAAGUCAAGCAAAGCGCUUCCACUAUCAAAACAAUUAAUUGGUGCGCAAUGGGCGGCUGUGCUGGCAGGGAAUAACAUUUCCUCCUGUCGUCCUUUUAGAGUAGCUCCCGUUUAGAAACACACAAUGCUUCAACUGAAUGACACGGUGGAGCCGGAGAGUCCGGGGGCUGCGGUCCUCCACCCGGCCCAGGUCGAGGAAGGGGUGGAGGUCGCCUUCACGCCGCUGGAGGCCGGGCGGGGUCUGGGCCAGGGAGCCUGCUGCGGGCCCUUGCAGACGCUGACGCCUUUUCACGUACACAACCCCACCAUGCAGGCCAAAGUCAAGGACUAUUUUGUGUUCAGGCCAGGUACCAUCGAGCAGGCGGUCAGCGACAUCCGGUCUGUGGCCCUUCCCUCUGAGGAUGGAGAGGUGCUCAGUGUGUGGCUCCUGGCUCAAAUAGACCACUGGAAUAACGAGAAGGAGAGACUAGUCCUGAUUACAGACCGGUCCUUGCUGGUGUGCAAGUAUGACUUUAUCAACCUGCUGUGUCAGCAGGUGGUCAGAAUCUCGCUCAACGCCGUCGACACCAUCUCGGUGGGAGAGUUUGAGUUCCCGCCUAAAUCCCUGAACAAGAGAGAGGGUGCGGGCAUUCGAGUCCAAUGGGACAAGCGUCCUCGGGCCUCUUUCAUAAACCGCUGGAACCCGUGGUCCACAGAUAUGCCGUACGCCACCUUCACAGAGCACACCAUGGCCCACGCUGACGAGAAGGUGGCCUCACUUUGCCAGCUGGACAACUUUCAGACCCAGCUGGUGCAGGCUGUAAAGAGAGCCCACAAGGAGCAGCCCAUCCUCGGUCGGGCCAAUGGAGUCCUGAUCCUGGAGAGGCCCUUGCUCAUCGAGACCUACCUGGGCAUCAUGUCCUUCAUCAACAAUGAGGCUAAGUUGGGCUACUCCAUGACGCGUGGAAAGAUUGGUUUCUAGAGACGGUUAGUCCAAGCAAGACACAAGCCUUGUGUUUUGUGCGGCGCAAAGUCGAUCAGAGUGAGUUGUUGCAGCAGACAAGUGUUCAACCAGCUCAAGACUUGCAUGGACACUUUUGUUUUUAAGUCAUUUUCCUUCAAGAGCUGCCAUACUUGCAUGGGCUCCUCGAGUGUAUGAAAACAGCUUUGGCUUUUUUUUAAUACGCUCUGUAUUUGUCUGAAACUGGCAGUCCUGUGCGACUUCUUUCAAAUGAAUAUUUGGUUAGGGUGACGACAACGUUCAUGGCCAAAGAUGAGAAGUAUGUUCAAUGAAUUUUAACAAUCAUGAGGCCAAACUUUUAUGUGGAGUCACAUAAUUUAGAAUGAUACAUAUUGCUAAUAUGGGAAUUGUGGCGAUUAAUUUGCACUUUCUUUCUGAAUCACUCUUCUUGGUAUCUGUGGACAAUGAAAACAAUAAAUUAUCUUAUAUGACUCUUC
Molecule: messenger RNA, 1448 nt
Organism: Nerophis lumbriciformis (worm pipefish)
Lineage: Eukaryota; Metazoa; Chordata; Actinopteri; Syngnathiformes; Syngnathidae
Gene: tprg1l
Product: tumor protein p63 regulated 1-like
Cellular component (GO): cytoplasm
Source: RefSeq, a predicted model, not a curated record